Messenger RNA from Amoebophrya sp. A25, 10852 nucleotides. The record is from the annotation of a GenBank genome assembly. NCBI's taxonomy places the organism in Eukaryota, Dinophyceae, Syndiniales, Amoebophryaceae.
AUUGGUUCUCCAACAACCCUCAAUAGCUAGGUGAAGUCACAAGUUGCGUGAUCUGAUCCUGGUGUUGAAAAAUUUCCUACUUUCAAUUAGUUGGUUCGUCCACUCCUAAACCUCUUAGUUAGGAGCCACAUGAUAUUCUACUUCUAGAAUUAGAAUUUUCAUUUCCUAGUUGCUUGGAUAAGAAUAACCUUGCCCCCAACACUAGUCCUUGAAACUUCUAUCAAAUCGAGGAAAUCCUCACACACGCGAACGAGAACCUGUUAUUUCUUCUACCUCUACUACGUCCUACAACUUCGACUUCCUGCUAACACCUUCGUCGAGAGAGGACAUCCUCAAGUCCUCUUGCUUUCCUAAACGUGUCCCUCAAGUUCCUCUAUGUCGGUGCCUGAGGUGCUUUCUGCCUUGACGCUGCUUCAGGCUGGGGGUGGAGUUGAUUGUGACGGUAAAUCCCCAAAAGAGGAAAACGGACCGAAAUUUUUACCUUCAUUCUUUGGAUUCGGUGGUGCCCCUGCGUCUUCUGCGGGAAAUACCAAGGAGAAGAAAGGACCCCUGACCCGCUUAACGAUGGGUCUCAUUUGCAUUGGCGCUCGGCUCACAAAGUCGGCCGUCCGGGUUUGUUGCUCCUCUUAUGAAAUGAAACUUCAACGUUGUUCUUGUUUACUUACUUAUUAUAGUUACAUCGUUAACACAUGAUACAAAUAGAAGCGUAGGAUCGUUCUUAACAAACAGCACAUCUUCUUCACAGCAAAAGAACAAGCAUUGCCUCUUCCACCUCUAACUCCUCGCCUUUUUCCUCUGUUUCUUUUACCCAGUCCUUAUCGCCUUGAGCUUGCAGCUACUCUGGUUCGCUUACGACGUGCGUUUAUUCGCCAUUCGCAAGUAUGGUUACGUUAUUCACGAGUUUGAUCCGUGGUUCAAUUACCGAGCAACCGAGCAUUUCGAGUUAGAGAUGCGUGCCAGUUACAAGUCUCUGGUGUUGGGGGAGAAAGAGGAGUUUUUGAACCCAGACAACGCAACGGCAGUGGUUGAACCGACUGCUGGUACCUAUUUCCCAUAGUAUGGGAACAAAUCUUCCCAAGAAGUCUACUAUCUUAAUCUUCCAGUUAUUUGAAAGAGUUUCUCUUCGUUCUCCAGUUGGAAAGAGUACUCAAAUUAUUCAUCCUCGUCAGAGAACUACAUGAGCAACUUUCUUGAAACUCAAACUACUUUCUUGAAACUACUCUCCAAAACAGUCUCCAACAACAGUUCUACCAACCGCAACAUCUUCUUCAACAGCCGACAAUGCUUCUCGUCGUAACGUGUUUUUGGAUGCACAGGUGGUGGAUUCGAAGGAGGAAGGGGAGUUGGCUGAAGACCAAGAAACCGAUAAACCUGCCGCUUCUUGGCUCGUUCGUCAAUUAGAUGCUUAUCCAGCGCUAAAGUCUACCUUAGCUUGGCGUCUGGGCAGGAAAUACUUUGAUUAUGGAUUUGAGAGUGAGAACGAGAGAAGUUGAUAAAUUUGAGAAGAUUCAAAGUGAUCGGGUUAAGUUGAUGUAGCUGGUUUUGCAUUGCUCUAUGAACAAUGACAAACUCAUGGAUGCAUCAACGACCCCAGUGUCAAUCUUUUCAUCUGGUGCAUGCCAUGUUCGAGUAGUGUGUGUCAAGAAUCUUGUCAUCUUCAAAAGAACAACUUCCCUUCUACUAUCCUGCUCUAACUCCCCCUCGGUGUUUGGCACGACAGCAUUAACGAGCGCUUUUUCAAAUGGUUCGAUCAUUUGGUGUGGUACCCCAUGGGACGUCCGGUCGGAACUACCAUUUACCCUGGCAUGCAGCUCACCACCGUCGCCCUGUACCGCCUGCUCAAGGUUACUGGACAGGUGAGCAAACAGCAACAAGGUCUCGUCACCCAGGCGUUCAAUUAAGGCCCCCUCACUUAAUCCACAUUUUAGCUUAUCUGUGACUGAGGCUGAGCUGUUAGUUUUCAAGUAAUCGAAAACUUAAAAUAAGCGAGUUACUGACUGAAAUGAAAGAGUCGCGACUACAUUUCUCUUCUUUCUUCAUUAUCUCCCUUAUUUUCAGUACUAUUUACUCGCUUAUUUCAGUUUUUCGAAGCACUUAGAAAACUGGACAGCACGGAUGAGGCAAAAGGUGCUGGACUCCUGUAGAUAGUGAGUUCUAAUUCAAAGAGUGGGACAAGAAGAACUCGACUGCUAUUGCGGAAAUACCAAGGGAAUCGAUUGCAGAGGACGUGUUGGAUACAUCCGAGGAAACAGACAUGGUUUCCAAGUGGGUAAAGUCCAUUUAUGGCCAGCUUUUCUACUCCAUCUUCUAGAUGCUAAGCAUCUCGGUAUCAUGAUCCCAGUUUCUGUUUUUUUUUUGAAAAUCUCUAAUGAAUCCUGUACUCCUGUCGCACACCGAAGGGCAAGCCUCGGAAUUGUAUCGUUCGGUACCAGAAGAUCGCCAAGCGCAUGUACCAGUCCGUCUUUGGGGAAUCGGCGAAGGAAGGGGAUAUGACUUGUUAUGAAGAAGGAACGGACUUAUAUUUUACUACAACUCUCCUCGCUCUUAUUAACCACGUGAACGUGAACGUGAUAGACUACUGCUACUUGUCCGUAUAUUUAUAAGUAUUCUUGAUUGUACGACCUACUUGUUCUACUCCUAGUCGCUUGGCCAUAAGUCACUCGAUAAUUGGCCAUAAAUCAUCACUGCUGAUGACGACCCUGUUGAGGUCAUUACAGAGAACUUAACUUUCAGAAUUGAUCUUCGCUCCCACCUUCAUAUCCUGCAUCCCGCCCGAUUAGUGGACCAUUACACCGGCUUGAAUGCUGGAACAGUGGAGGGUCUUGGUGGAGCCCUCUACACGGUGGCGGACACAGUUACUGCUGGGAUGAUUCUACCCAGAGUCUUCGGAAAUGGCAAGGGUGAGAAGAGUUAUGAAAAGCUAUUUUAGAGGACACAGACUCUGCUUCAUGCUUCUGCACAUGAUGAUCACUCUGUACCGGUAUGUAUUUCCCGGAUGCCGAUUCAGGAGGUUCAGGUUAGACGAGGAAACCACUUCUCAUUUACAGAUCCAACAAAUUACUAGUCUAACAAACCGGAAAAGCUGCCGGAAAGGGUGGAAGCAAGGAAUUUUUGGGAUCGAUGUUGCAGGGCCUGUUGACCUCGUCUGUGACAGAGUAUUUUGCGUUGUCGAGGUACUUCUUCGAUUUAUCGAAGAAGCAGUGGAAGGAUUUCAAGGCGACGUGUCGUAGGGAAUUCAACAAGGCGUUGACGGGGAUCAGCUGGGUUGUCGAGGACAACUUAGACUUCCUCGUCUUCGAUGCUCCUCAGCGCAUCUUCGAUGUUUUCCGAUACCGCUGGACGCUGAAUCAAGUGGCUUGCCACGUUCCUGCCUUUUUUGGGUGGAUCGCAACCUUGUUUACGGGUCUCCUGGCCGCCGAAGCCGUGGCCCAGCCAGUAGAUCACUCCGAUUACGUCCGACAUCUGACGCGUGCGAUUACGUUUUUAGCGGCUAUGUUCUUCAUGAGCGUGAUUCCGGCUCACGCUCAGCGAUCUGUUGGGGGAGGGUUCGACAACGAGUGUGUCGCCAUCGCACCUCUGUGUGCGUGUGGUUACUUCUGGUGUUUGAGCUUGAAGUAUGCGGCGUUGCCGGGUGGGGAGACUUCAGAUUCGGCCGCGGGGAUGGGAUUUAUGAUGACAACCACCUAACCGAAGACAGUAACCGCAGGUAAGUGCAAUUAUAUUAGCGUUUCGAUAUCCAUUGACUAUUGCUACAACUGAAAAACCAUUCACAUCGCCUGCUCGCAUCUCCCCCUACUUACCACCUCUCUAAUUCCUAUACCGGUGUCUUCUCCUAUCUCGUGAACUCGCGAACGAUUGUCCGUUACGCUGCGGCUUUUUUGGCUGGCUGCAGUCACGCGAAUAUGGCUGCGGCUUGGGGUGGUUACGUUUUUCUGAUCAACUUGGUCGGUGCCCAUGCAGCUGCUCUGCUGUUCUUAGAGCGAACGAAAAUGUGGAGUCCAAGGACUGUUGAAGGGGCUAUUUGUUCGACUACGUCAACAUCCAAGGUGAACAAGGGUGGCGCUGCUUAUCUCUCUACAAGUAACGUUUUUGGAUCUUCUUGUCUGUACACUUCGUUGUACGAGUCGUACACGAUUUUCUACGUUGUGGGCACUUACGGCGCGAUGUUGGUACCCGUUGUUUCAUGGGCACCUCUUCAGUCUCUAGAACAGAUCAUGCCUCUUGCGGUAUUCGUCGUUUUGCAGCUCGUUUUCAUCAUGGACAAGUUUAAUUUGGGCGCAAGAAUUGCCGAGUUUGGGCUCUUUUCGAGUAUGCGAGCGAAAGCUGGUGGAAUUGCGGAUAAGUUGAAGACUGCUGUGGCGGCGAAGACGAAGAGUUUGGUUCCGUUAAAGUACAAAGGUUACAUGGAGGACGCUUCAGACCUGUUUGGCAAGGUGUUUUUGGGUCGAAGCCCGAGUUCGAAAUCGCCAAGAGGUAGUUCUACUGCAUCGGGAGAGGCUGCAGAUGGCAACAGUGCUGUGGAGAUGGCGGCAACCAAGGGAGGAAAUGGAGGGAACGCCUCUUCUAAGGAUGGUGCAGCAUCGAAGAAGAAGCUCUCUACCAAAGCAGAGGCCUUGGCGAAUAAGAAGCAGAGUCAGAAGAAUAAGCAACUCCUGUCGUUUUUUUCGGCUUUCUCAGUCGUCCUGAUGGCAGCGGUUAGUGCGGUGAUUGCAACGGAUGUGGACAACAGUCGAAUCCUGAAGAUCAUGGAGCUAUUCUUCGACCCACUUUCCGGUCGUGUGAAGGCCUUGUUCGGAGCACACGCGACGAAGACGGGGAAUCCACUCAUUUUAUGAAGAUGGACACACCUCCAAGUACUAACUGCUACUAAGUAAGUACUUACAACAAGAGUAACACGCCACUGGUUUGAGGCCUUCGACUAUUUGAGCAGGAAGAAGAACUCCUCCUGUUGGCUAUCUGAGGACGCUGACCCCUACGCCUACUAGCUUUGAGUGCUCUUCUACUCAAAGGAUUCAACGCUCCAGCUCUUGUGAUUACCUCAGGAAUAGGUACAUCAAUCAAUCAAUCAAUCAAUCAAUCAAUCCGUUUCUAAUCUGCGAUUCCGUUUCGGAACAUCAACCGGGAAACCCAGCAGCGCUGUGGAAGAUGUUAGACCGAACCAUGUAUAUUGCACCAGUCGGUGUGAUGUUUUUAGCCUUCGAUCUCUUUUGCUUGGCAGCGCGAUGGCUCUUUUCCGGAUUAUUAUUGCAGGUCGCAGCAAGAUCGUGUGGGAAUAGUGCUGCGACUUUAUGUGAUGUAAAUACUUAACUUUGGCAAUCAUGACUGUUGAAGAGUGGGCGGUGUCGUGUGGUGAGAUGGAAGAGUCAAUAUGUGAUCUUUCUCUGCUGCAGCACAGCUAAGUAUUCCUUUGCAAACAACUAGAACUAGAGCUGCUUGGGCCGCUUUACCGCAGUCUAACUACAGUAAGAAGUGGAUCAAAAAUUGAAAUCAGUCGCACUGACUUGUCCUCCCUGUCCUCUACUUCUAACCUCCGGCAGUUCAUCCUCCCGUUUGACGACGAAGUGCCGCCAGGUGAUCGUUAACCUCUCACAAAGGGUUUCUGCACCUCUCCUUACCCUUUCCGAAGGCACGCCAGUGGCCACGGGUGGUCUGUACGUGAUGAUUUUCGGUCUCGCGACCUACGCUUUCGCUCUGAAGAUGGCACGACUGAUGAUCUUCUUGGGACCCACUGCCCCAAUCCUCUCUGCGGUUGCGGUUGGUCGCGUUAUGCAAUGGAUUCUGGCACCAGUGCGAUACGUCAUGCGAACCGACAAGCCGUUGGAUGGCGGUGAGCUGGAAGCAGCUGCACUGAUGUUGGUGAAGGAGGUAACACCUGGUAAUGUUGAGAAAGACAACAAAAAGGCUGGAGGUACAUCUGUGGCGAAGUCUGAUGCGCAAAACAACAAGGCUAACUCUGCCUCAGAAGAAACCAGUGCUGAGAAGGACUCAAACGCAAAGUCCUCAGAAGAAGGUUGCAAGAGCAGUAGUUGCAAAAACGUGGCGGCACUCAAGUGCUUCGUGAAAACCGUCACGCAAAUUAAGGCUCUGACCUUGUUUUUGGUCGACCAAAUUGAAUGUUCUACUACUUGUAGUGGGUACAACAGAUACAGAACUCAGAUCCACUUAGGUAGAGUUUUAGGAUUAUUCAGAAAAGACUUUUACUAGUACAGCAAUCAUCUUCCGCAACAAGCCGCAUUGACAUUGUACUUUCCAUCCACCUCUAAUCCGGGCACCGGCGUCCGUACCGCUUCGAAACUUACGCUUCUGUCUGCCCGUUCCGUCAUUGCGCUAUUACUAGCUUUGCGCUACGGUUUUCCGAGUCACAUGGAGCAUUUCUUGGGUGCGGGCUACAACAUGAUUCAAUACGGCUUGUCUCAUCCGCAGAUCGUGUCUAUGAAUCAAGAUGGAACCUUGAAGGACGACUACCGCGAAGCCUAUUACUGGAUUCGGGAAAACACGAAAGAGAAUGACAGGAUUUUGUCUUGGUACUGAUGGCCGCCUUCGACAUAUAAGUUGUUAAGUAGGUAAAAUCUCUUAGAGAUCUUAUCAAUGUCAACUCGAAAUUUUGCAACGCCAACCCCUUGUCAGGUGGGAUUACGGUUACCAGCUUGCGGGUAUUUCCAAGAGAGUGACAGUGGCAGAUGGCAACACCUGGAACCAUGAACAUCUUGCCUUUUUAGGCCUCACGUUGACGAGUCCGGUCGAAGAGUCGCACAUUAUUAUGCGACACUGGGCAGACUACGUGCUGGUGUGGAGCAAUGAGGGUACUGCUUGCUUAUGUUGCUUGCUUUGAACAUGAAGGAAAGUGUACCAGGGUUAGAGUCCUCCUCUGCCCAGUACCAAUACCUCCAAGUAUUGUGAUUUCGAAGAUCUUCCUCGAAAUUGGACCCGCCGCGACAAAUCCUAAGCCUAACGCAUAGAAGUACUUCUUCUCUACUAACCUCCUUCCACCUCCCUCCACACAGAUCUAGCAAAAGCGACCCACAUGGCUAGGAUUGCGAACAGUGUGUACAAGGGACAUUGCUACGACAAGAUGUGCUGGCAGUUUACGUGGGAGGACUAUGGAAAACCAUCCCCUAUGAUGGCCAAUUCCUUCAUGUAUCAGGUAUUCGAAUUCUGCUAGAAAUUAUCUUUUUCUUUUGGAGAACGUCACCUUUUCGACGAUGACAAGGUGCAUCUUCUACUUCAGCAACACUGUACUUUAGCCUGUCAUAAUAUCCUACUCUGGUACUUUCAGGUAUCUUACUUUAUAAGAUAUUAUCUCAUGAUCACUUUCAUUCCUCAGGUUACCCACGGUGGCGGCAACAUGGAAAGCAAUCCACUUUUGAAGGGCAGAUACAAACUAGUAUUUAGGUCCAAGAAUGACGCUGUGCGUAUUUUGAAAAUCGGUAAAGUCUCAACGAAGUCAAAACGCCUAGGGUUUGACGUCAACCGAUGGAAAUGCGAUGCGCCGGGAAGCUGGUACCCUUCAGUCCUCUGUCUGCUAGAUGUACUAGAAAGUGGGUAAUCUGGUUGUUGUCUAGAUGUACGGAAUGAAUCUUAAGUAAAAGUAGUAGAUAUGUACGUGUUCUUAAGUGUGGUUGUAAUAGAAAUAGAUCUAAGUAGUACGUACUAAGAGAUAGACAUAGACAGUGGUGAGGUGCGCCGUUGUAGCUUGCUGAUAUUUGAUUGACGCAGUGAGUAUUGGAAAAGAUAUAUAAUACAUUCUGAGUGCUGUCCAGUAGCUGAGUUUCUUGUUCUUCCAUCAACAGAGACGUGUUAUUUUUUGCAAUUUUUCCAGGUAUUGUCCCGGCACGUACCCGGGUCAGCUGGCUAGGUUGAGGGAAAUCGGUUUCCACGGGUUUGUUAUGGCCAGUGUUGAGCUAUAGUCACUCUCCAUCUUCUUCCUUCUCAUUCUAUUAACAUAAAAAGUACUAGAUGAGAAACGAUCUUAUGACACUCUAAUCCUUGUUGGACGAUUACGGGUGCUCAGAGUGAGGACACGCGUAAAUUCUCGGUGACGACAACAACAACGCCGAUGGCUGCGGACGAGCCUGAACUGGAGGGCGACGAGAAAAAAAAGAAGCUACAACAGGAGAUUGCCAGGUCUUCUAGAUGAAGCUUCUACUUUUCCGAUUUAAUAUUUCUUGGUCACGACACCACCCAGCGUCACUAGUGAGUAGAGACAAGGAAGCUAUGUGUCUUUUCCUCUUCAGGUUUCGUGAGGGAUGUAAGAGUAUCCCAGCAAACAUCUCCUCCAACAAACAUCUCCUCCAGGUAUCAGAACUUGUACAACGAGCGAGUUUCUGGUAACCUUGCUUUGGGGCCCAAGCCUAGUGCGAAGCUUCUUCCUGGCGGAAGCUAUCUCCACAGUGCUGAAGGAUGCCAACUCAUCGAGCAUCCGAAUGGACAGAAGAACGACCUCCACCGAAAGAUGGACAUCAAAAAGACGCUGUUGGUGUGCACACAUACUUAUGGCUGAUGAAUAAGAUCAUGUAGGGACAACUUUUCCUAAGCAGCCUUUUCAUCUUUAGGUCAAAGAGAGCAAUGACCGAAGAGUAAUAACGAGAAGAAUCAGGCUACAUGCUUCAUCUUAGAAAGAAGGUUGCUCUAAUAUCCCGAAGGAAGACAGGGCCACACGCCGGGUGAGGGACAUGUCGACCUUGCCGGUUGCCCCUUAUUGCAUGUACUUAGACUUUUUUACGUUUAAGUUCAACUUUGUUUGAAUGGUUCUGGUAUUUGGUUAACGUCAAAACUCAGUUCCGUUCUGCACCUGAUCAUCAUUCUUCCUCUAGCCAUGUACUAUCUUUUUCCCCCUCCACCUCCUUUCCCAGGACGCCGUCAACGCAGCAAUAAAAGCAGGCAUUAAUACCAAGGAUAAAGAAUGGGUAAAGCAGGCGAUUCGAGAUACUCAGAUUGACAAUAUUCGAGGACAGUUGCAGUGCAAACCCAGGCCCCACGGAACGGAUAUCCCGGAAGGUGGAUUCCAUCACUCGUGUCUCAGCUGCAAGAUGGUUAUGAAGAAGUAGAGAUUUUUUGAUUGUUCUCUUUUCCUUUUUUGACUACAGCUUUGAUUCCCACCUACGGCAUGCCCUUCCCAUUAAUAUCCUUUUUCAUCUCCGCCGGCAAGAAGAAGGACGACUUGAAAUGCGAACUCUGUGCGAAGUCAGACGGCACAGCGGAGAAGAGUCCAUCCUACAAGGGUGUCUACGCGAACUGCUUGUCGAAGGAUUACAACCGCGAGAUACAGAACCAUGAUGGUAAACUCGUGUGCGGAAGUAAGAGGGAAUCGAGUGUUAUGGAUUUGGAUUUUCUUGCAACAUAGAUGGUACCUGCCUGGUCCUUACUCGAUCUCGAGGUCGAGGAAGUUGACAUAUUUAUAUCAUAAUAAGUAGUACAAGAAGAAGUGAGUAGAUCCUAGAUCCUACCAGUCGUGGCAAUGAUCAUUCGGUGGCUCUUCAGGAAUUGAAAUUCAAAUUCUAGUAAUUAUCGGUGCAAUGGAUUACAAAACACAACCACAAAGUGUGAAGUUACCUCUUCUAACCACCGCCGCCGUUCGAUGUUAAGGCGAAUGCUGAAUCCUGGCGAGUGGCCCUCUCUGGCCAGCGAAGUGGUGGACAACGUCGAACAGCUAUCCAAGUAGAGCCGUGGAAUAGCAUAGAAGUAUGAUGGAAGAAUAGAAGAAUAUGAAUAUAUUUAAAUGAGAAGAAUGUUGAUAGGGAAUUAUUGUUGUAUAGUGAUAAAACUAAAAGUGUCGUUGUCGACGUGGUCGCCAUCCUACAAGUAGGGCGAUUAAGAGUUCCGAGAAAUGAAUACUUGUAGCAAAAUUAAUUUUUCAUCUGCAGUGUUAAAUAAAUAUUGAGAUUGUCUUUUCCUAGUUAGUUUGUCUCCACCCAUAUAUUGUCUUUCUUUUUCAUUUUUGAGAAUAGCAAAAAACGUUGUAACACGUGAUAUACAUCGGUCAGCAUGCGGCACUAACCACUAGUCAAAGUUUAAGAAGAUAAUGCUUUAGUAGUACACAAAGAAGAUACUUAUCUCAUUUUUAGCUCAACAUGUUCCGCCGCGCGCUUCCUCUUGUGAUGUCGCGUUCCCCUGGGGGGCCACGCAAACAAGAUUAGACUUAGUGUAUCUAUCGUCUCUCAAAUAAGAUUAGUCACGUCUACUUUUCUUCCAUAGUACAAGAAUUAUAACCAAAAAAAAUAUCUUUCAAAGAAGAAUCAGCAUAACGCGAUUAUGAAUUCAACAUAUUAUUAGAGACUGUGAUGAAUAUUGAUUGUGUGUCUUAGGAUCGUGAAGAAUUAUUUGACCCGGAUCGGAAAAGAGAACAUCUACAUAGCUCAUAUUGUUUGGCCCGAACAUACGCGUUCUGAAAAAUACCCACUACUGGAGAUGUAUUAUCGUAAUGGGAAAAAAUAUAUGUUGUCACGUAUCGAAACUACAAAUCUAAUGAGUAAGAGUAUAGUGAUCUGCCUAACUAGGGAGCGUCCCAAUAUAAUUAUAUCGUCGUCCUCCAGCUCCAAUAAAAAGAGGCGUACAAAACUACCACCUCAACCGUUGGGUUGGUAGUUUUGUACGAUAAGUAUGAUCAUGAACCCGCAGGAGUAGCAUUACGUGUCUAUUAUGCUAGUACGGCGAUUCAAGUAAACCGAUUUGUCUCUAUUUGAUACCAGCUUACGACAAUGAAUGAUGAAACCGGGAUUCAAAGAUCUUCAACCGCAUUCGAUUACACGAAGAUUGUCUACGAUGACAAUGGCACCUCUGCACCGGCCUCCGCAGAAAGACUGAAUGUGUCAAAGGAUGCCGAUGUUGAUGAAUAAUCCUUGAUGACGAGUCC